UGCAUAUUGAAUAAGCGGCAUGCCCAUGCAUGAUGCAAAAUAUUCUAAUAAUCGUCUUCAUUAAAUCAGGACAUGCGAUCAACCGUGACAAAUGGAACUCUACCCGUUUAAAUGCACAAACCGACCAUUGGAAGUGAUGUGAUUGCUCGUGCAAAUGCUACUUGUACAACAAAAGCAUUUUCAUGAACUAUCUUCUAACUAUCUAACGUAGGACAAUGGCUGGUACCACUCUGCCAGAAAGAGUGGCUCAGAUAUAUUACACAUACGGUUUAUUUUGCUCGUCAUAUCCAUUUAUUGCGAUUGCGUUAGCUCUGUCAGUCGUCUUGCUAUGUUGCUACCCAUUACUGAAUGUCCCUUUGCCCGGGAACAUACCAACAAUAGUAAAUUUGCCGUGGAAUGUUGAUGAAACAGAAGGAUUGUCAAAAGCAGAUUGCUCUUCUAAUAGUUGUUUACAAGAUGCUCCGCUACAGUUGGAUAUUUUAUUUAAUGAAACCCAGAGAUUACCUUAUAUUUGGGGAAAGGAUAAACCACUGCUUUAUGUACAACAGAUUAUUAUGAAGAUAGGGGUGUCACCGUGGAACAAUAAUUUAAAGUUAUGGGAUGCAUUUAGAGGUCCAUUACAAGAAGUAUUUCGUUUGCUCGAAACAAUCAGGAACCAUGAAGACCUAGAAACCAACAGUACAUUAUUACAGCACUGCUACCAAAUAGAAGACAUCAAGAGACGGGACAGCAAGGCCAGUAUGGAGCGAGUUUUGCCAGAGUACAGCUGCCUACUUUUGUCGCCUGCUAAUCUAUGGCAACAAAGUCUGCAAACGUUCUCACUGGACGCUAACAUUGUUAACACUGUUUACAAUUACCAGAACCUGCAGAAAGGCAAGGCUUCAAUUGCUGAGAUGGCUUUUGGCAUGCAGAUGCGUGACACGGGCAUAAAGCGAUACCCACUGCGAGCACGUCCGCGUGUACUGCAAUACGCGGUCACUAUCUUUUACCAAAAUCCUGAUCAAAAAUUUAUACAAUCUCUUACAAAAAAACUGAAAGAAAUGUAUCCACUAUAUCAAGACACGUACAAGCGUAUCAACGAAGUCACCCUCAUAUAUUACCCUGGGCAGUUUAAUUACCACGAGCUUGUACCUCUAAUGAUUACCUUUGUUGGACUGUUCCUUUAUGUUUAUUUUUCUGUCCGGAAAAUCGAAUUCAUAAAGUCUAAGUUGGGCUUGGCGGCAUCAGCAGUGGCGACUAUAAUUGCGAGUCUAUUAAUGUCUAUGGGCAUUUGCUUCUACUUUGGCUUCUCGUUGAGCCUUCAGGGCAAAGAAAUUUUUCCCUAUCUCGUUAUCAUCGUCGGCCUCGAGAACGCGCUAGUACUGACGAAAAGCGUUACGACUACCGACUCACGCCUCGAUGUCAAAAUCAGACUCGCACAAGGUUUAAGCAAAGAAGGAUGGUCCAUAACGAAGAAUCUUCUCACCGAAAUAACAAUAUUGACCGUUAGCUUUUUCACAUUCGUCCCGUUCAUUCAAGAGUUCUCUAUAUUCAUGAUUGUGAGCCUUAUAUCAGAUUAUUUUAUUCAAAUGGUCUUUUUCGCCACUAUCCUGGGCAUAGACGUUCAGCGAAUGGAAUAUUUUCAAGAUAAAAGAAAUAGGUUGCAUUUAAAAGAGUACUUCACUGCGAAUAAUGCUUUGAAUUGGCGAUUCAAUAAGAACUACGUAGAAGAAAAGACUUUCUCGCCCCAAAGGAUGACCAAGUCGAAAUCUCACCCGAGACUGAAUGGGCUGGCGCAUAGUAGUCCCACAGACGUUGUAGCGAAAAGAAACGCGAGUAUUAGCAGCCAGGACAAUAGAGUUCCCAAACGGAUACGUCUCGUCAACAUGUGGGCGAGAACGAGAUUCUUUCAACGCGCGUUCAUGCUGUGGAUGCUUGUAUGGAUUUCUAUGAUUGUAUACAAUUCGGGGGUAGUCGAAUACUUUAUCAUGAGUCCAGAGAAAACAGAAGGAAGCCGAGAAUUAAAUAAGAAGAAUUAUCAGAAGAAAGAAGCCAAACAAUCUAUGUUCAUGUUUUUUAAUGAUACCGAUAAAAACACUUUGAAAUUUUCACCCUUGCUGGAUUUAGCCAAUACUGAGAAGACAGUUGAUGCAAACGAUACGAUCAUGUUGAAGCACUCGUCGCUUUCACGGCCCUGGUCCAGGUUGUCCCCGUACCACUGGUCGACGAUACUGUCGCAGUACAACGAGUCUGUAGCGGGACGAUACGCGGUGGUACUGCCACCGGUGUUGGUGAGCCACCGUGUGGGCCCCGAACUGGCGGCGUCCCUGCGGGGCCCCGAUGAAAGGGACCCCCCACCGCUCAGGUGGCAGGCCCUCGCAGCCGCACUAGACCCUAUCGACAUACUGCCCGACUUUGAACUGAUCGAAGGCAAGACUCAGCAGCUUCAGUGGGGGAAGGGCGCCGAGCUUCCUAUUUACCCCACGACGCCUAUGGAAAUAUUGUUGUUGGCUAUUUUAUGUGCCAUAAGUGUAGCAGUCAUUGCCUACAUGAUGGUGGUCCUUUACAGGUGUAUUUGUUCCCGACAUUAUGCGGAGUGGAGGGCGUCGUGGAACGAGGACUCCAUGUACAGGAAAAUUAUUGAAAAGCAGCCGGCCGUACAGCUGGUGAUGGAGGCAGUCCCUACUGUGGUGGCAGGUCAUAGUCAAGAGGUGGAAUGUUUGGUGACAGACGGCGAUAAAAUAGUCAGCUCUUGCUUGCAAGGAAACAUAAAGGUGUGGGACUCACAGAAUGGCGAACUUCUUGCAAACAUCGACCGCCACGCAUUUUUCAAAUUACAAAAGGAUUUAUACGGUAAAGUCUAUGCGAAGAAAAGUAACAACGCUCACAAAUCCUUGGAAGGUAAUCCUAGCUCUCGAGUCACACCGAAAGUCAGUCAAAACCAACAGGCGCAGAAACUACAGAAGGAAUUAAGCAAUCACCUCAGUGGACUGCGGUUCCGUGCUUCCACUCGAGAUUCAGCCUCGCAUCUCCCUCCCGCAGAGACUACCAGAUACGUGUUUGCUAAAAAUUACAGAGACCUCUACUGCAAUGAACAAAGUGAGGAUCUGUGCAACAAUUAUGAAACGAAAGAGAAUGUGGACACGAGCAAUUUAAAUACAACAAACCAAAACUGUGCACAGUGUGAGAAGGACACAGAUAAAAAUAUUUUUUCAAUAAAUUCAAAUAACUCGUCUGCAAGUAGUUUAAAGAAUAAAAAUAAAUUAAAUUAUGAUAGUGAUAAAGUGAGAACUGAAGUGAGUGAAGUGGACGCAGUGACUAAUCCAUGCUGGAGGGGAAAUGCGAUGCAAGAAUCUCCGGUUUGGUGCAUGGACUUUUGCAAUGAUCUCAUCAUAUUGGGCUGUGCUGACGGCCGUGUUGAAUUUUGGGAAGCCACCUCUAGGAAGAUUAUGUGCGUGUGGUGGAGCCCGGAAUGUCGUUCAGGCGAGCGCAACGCAGCUGGCGUGACUCACGUGCGGGCGUUGGCUGGAGCGAGACGGGUCUGUGUUGCCAACCUUGCGGGCUACGUCACCCUACUACAGACCAACGCGUACAACGCGGCUUCGGGCGCACAAGUCGACUGGCAGUUCAGCACCGCUCACAGGAGAACACAUAAACGUACCGGAUCAGCGGGCUCAUUGCAAUAUAUGCAUGGCGUCGAAGAGGACAUGUCACGGCCACGAAUGAGCUUCUCCUAUGAGGGGGAGAUCCUCGCAGACAGUGAAGAAAUAAUAUGCACGCGCAUCGCCCAGUGUAGGCCGCACCAACAGCCGAUCACAGAGAUGCAUUCAGAGGGAGUACGCAUCGUAACCGGAGGACAGGACCACAUUCUUAAGGUGUUUUCGAGUUCGGACCUGAGUCAGCUGUUCAGGCUGCAUGGCCACUGCGGGCCAAUCACCAGCUGCUUUAUCGACCACGCCACCCCCACUAUCGCUGGCAGCGGCUCGCAGGACGGACUCCUCUGUGUCUGGGACCUUCACACGGGCGCAUGCUUAUACAGUAUGCAGGCGCAUGAUGGUGCGGUGACGUCAUUGGCGUACACGGCUUCGUACGUGGUGUCGGCGGGCUCCGACGAGCGGCUCUGUAUAUGGGAUCGUUUCCAAGGACACAUGCUAAACUCUAUACACAUCGGCCUGAACUAUAUGAGUCGUAUGCUGCCCCUUACACAUACUUUGCUGGUAAUGGGCGACCGUAGUGGGCUCAUAGCCUACGAUCUAAGCAGCGGUGAUGUCAUACGACGAGUAUUAUUAGGCGAAGGAGACGGCUGCAUAUUUGUACGUCAAAUACUGCCCCUGAAGGACGCAAUCGUCUGCGACUACGCCAAUCAACUGAGAAUAGUUCGCUUCCCACUCGUCUCCGAUAUGAAAAACGAAUAAAAGAAAACAACUAGAGAAUAUUUUUGUGUACAGCUAAGAUUAUAUUUAUUUAUCCAGCUGAACGAUAGACUUCCAUAGUGUCUUACAGUGUCUUACAAAUAGCAGAUUUUUAUAUACUAUCUUUACACGGUUAUAAUUCUAAUAAACUUCAUUGUUAAGUACUGGUUAACAAUUAGAAUAAUAUCUAUAGCAUACUUGGCAUCGUCACAUCCUAAACUCGCGCGACAUGUCGUGUAAAAGUACUAAUAUGAACUCAAUAGGUGCCUUCACACGUUUCUAUGAUUAGUACGAACAAAACACACAGACAAACGGGUAAAAAUUGUAUUAAUCAUAACUUUAGAGUUCUAUUGGGUUGUCAGUGUUCUCCAAUACUUUUUCUAGUAUGUGUUAUCUACAGAUAUUAUUGUGUUACAGUUUUAAUAUACGUAUAGAUUGUUCCUGAUUUUAGUAAUAUCUCAAAGUACAUAGUAAUUAACUAAGAUUAUGUUUCAGAAUGUUGAUUCAUAAGGUCAAUAUCUCUCUUUAGGCUCGUUCACGCGCGAAUCGACUUUCAGGUAGAA
Molecule: messenger RNA, 4954 nt
Organism: Achroia grisella
Lineage: Eukaryota; Metazoa; Arthropoda; Insecta; Lepidoptera; Pyralidae
Gene: SCAP
Product: sterol regulatory element-binding protein cleavage-activating protein
Exons: 22
Coding region: 216-4394 (1392 amino acids)
Biological process (GO): SREBP signaling pathway
Cellular component (GO): Golgi membrane; endoplasmic reticulum membrane
Molecular function (GO): protein binding; sterol binding
Source: RefSeq, a predicted model, not a curated record